AUGGCAGAGAAGUCAGUACAGAAAGGGUUCCCUAACUUAGAAAGUUUGAAAUCUUCUAAAUUAAUUGUUACUAGAGAAAAAUGUGACGAGCCAUUGGUCUCAGGCCUAGCCCCUUCUUUCUUCAGCAGUUCAUCAUCUUUGCCAUCUGCAUCGAAUAGUUAUGCGCCAGGUUUUGCGAAGCUAAAUAAAAGAGGAGGGGCUGGAGGCUGGUGUCCAUCAGACAGUGACCAUUACCAGUGGCUGCAAGUGGAUUUUGGCAAUAGGAAACAGAUCAGCUCUAUUGCCACUCAAGGCAGAUACAGCAGUUCUGACUGGGUGACUCAGUACCGGAUGCUUUAUAGUGAUACUGGAAGAAACUGGAAGCCAUAUCACCAAGAUGGAAAUGUUUGGGCAUUUCCUGGAAAUAUAAAUUCAGACAGCGUGGUGCGGCAUGAAUUACAGCAUCCAGUUAUAGCACGCUAUGUACGGAUACUUCCUCUGGACUGGAGUGGAGAGGGUCAAAUCGGGCUGAGGAUCGAAGUCUAUGGUUGCCCUUACUGGGCUGAUGUUAUCAAUUUUGAUGGCCAUGUUGUAUUACCGUACAGAUUUGGUCAUAAGAAGAAAACACUGAAAACUCUGAAAGAUGUCAUCGCUCUGAAAUUUAAAACCUCUGAAAGUGAAGGUGUAAUCUUCCAUGGAGAAGGCCAGCAAGGAGACUAUAUCACCCUGGAACUGAAAAAAGCCAAACUGGUCCUUAAUUUAAAUUUAGGUAGCAACCAGCAUGGGUCAAUUUAUGGCCAUACAUCUGUGACAACAGGUAGCCUCUUGGAUGAUCACCAUUGGCAUUCUGUAGUGAUAGAGCGUCAUGGGAGGAACAUCAACCUCACACUUGAUAGACAUCUGCAACAUUUCCGGAUCAAUGGGGAAUUUGAUUACCUGGAUUUGGACUAUGAGAUAACGUUUGGUGGCAUGCCUUUUUCUGGAAAGCCAAGUUCAAACAGCAGAAAGAAUUUCAAAGGUUGCAUGGAGAGCAUAAUCUAUAAUACCAAUAAUAUCACAGAUAUGGCCAGGAGGAAGAAACUAGAGCCUUCUGCUGUGGGAAAUUUAAGCUUUUCGUGUGUGGAGCCCCAUGCAGUGCCUGUCUUUUUCAAUGCUACCAGUUUCCUCCAAGUGCCUGGUCGUCCAAAUCAGGAUGUAUUUUCAGUCAGCUUUCAGUUUCGGACUUGGAAUCCAAAUGGGCUUCUGCUGUUCAGUAACUUUGCUGACGGAUGGGGUACCGUAGAGAUUGACCUGACAGAGGGCAAAGUCAGCGUUCAUAUCAAUGUCACUGGCGUGAAGAAAAAUCAAAUAGACAUAUCUUCAGGUGCUGGACUCAAUGAUGGGCAGUGGCAUGAAGUUCGAUGCUUGGCAAAGGAAAAUUUUGCAGUGCUCACCAUUGAUGGUGAUGAAGCCUCCUCAGUUCGGAGUAACAAUCCUUUGAAAGUUUUGACAGGAGAGAAAUAUGUGUUUGGAGGUUUUCUGCAGCUCGCAUUCCAAGGCUGCAUGCAGCUUAUUCAUGUGGAUGAUCAGCUGGUGGAUUUGCAUGCAGUGGAACAUGGAAAGCUGGGAAGUUUUGCCAAUGUCAGCAUUGAUAUGUGUGCCAUUAUUGAUCGGUGUGUGCCCAACCACUGUGAACAUGGAGGCAAAUGCACCCAAACGUGGGACAGCUUCAGUUGCACCUGUGAUGGAACUAGAUACAGUGGAGCCACAUGCCAUAACUCUAAUUAUGAACUCUCCUGUGAAGCAUAUAAACACUUGGGCAAAGCGACAGGUUCCUACUGGAUAGAUCCAGAUGGCAGUGGUCCAUUGGGACCUUUGAAAGUUUACUGCAAUAUGACAGAGGACAAAGUAUGGACUACUGUGAAUCAUGACUUGCAGGAACACUCCCCCGUGGUAAGCAAGAGGCCUGAGAAGCACACUUUGCUACAGCUUAAUUACAGUGCCACCAUGGAUCAGAUCUCAGCCAUCACCAGUAGCGCCGAGUAUUGUGAGCAGUUCAUUUCCUAUGUCUGUAAACUGUCGAGGCUCCUGAACACCCCAGAAGGCAAUCCAUAUACCUGGUGGAUUGGCCGUGCCAAUGAAAAGCACUACUACUGGGGUGGCUCUGGACCAGGCAUUCAAAAGUGUGCUUGUGGCAUUGAACGCAACUGUACUGAUUCCAGAUACUACUGCAACUGUGAUGCUGAUUCUAAGAAAGAGAGAAGAGAUGCUGGCAUCCUAUCUUACAAAGACCAUCUACCCGUCAGUCAAGUUUUGGUUGGAGAUAUUGAUCGGCCUGGCUCAGAAGCCAAGUUAACUGUGGGCCCUCUGCGAUGUCAUGGAGACCAGAACUACUGGAAUGCAGCAUCAUUCAUUACUCCAUCUUCGUAUCUCCACUUCUCCACCUUCCAGGGGGAAACUAGUGCUGACAUUUCUUUCUACUUCAAAACAUCAGCCCCUGAAGGAGUAUUUCUUGAGAAUCUGGGGAAUACAGAUUUCAUCAAACUUGAGCUAAAAUCUGCAACAGAUGUAUCCUUUUCAUUUGAUGUUGGAAAUGGCCCAGUGGAGAUCAUUGUGAGGUCACUUGGUCCACUCAAUGAUGAUCAGUGGCAUCGGGUCAUUGCUGAACGGAAUGUCAAGGAGGCCAGCCUGCAGGUGGACCAGCUGCCAAAGGAAAUCCGGAAGGCACCCACAGAAGGCCACACCCGAUUAGAACUGUAUAGCCAGCUAUAUGUUGGUGCUGCAGGCGGACAGAAGGGAUUUCUGGGCUGCAUUCGCUCUUUAAGGAUGAAUGGUUUGACUAUGGAUUUAGAAGAGAGGGCAAAAGUCACACCAGGUGUGAAAACUGGUUGCUCAGGCCAUUGCACCAGCUUUGGGAUGUACUGUAAGAAUGGUGGCAAAUGUGUAGAAAAAUACAAUGGAUACUCUUGUGACUGCUCUGGAACAGCAUACGAUGGUCCAUACUGCAAAAAAGAUGUUGGAGCAUUUUUUGAAGAGGGGAUGUGGCUCCGAUAUAAUUUUUCAUCUGCAGAGAAUAAUGUGAAGGACUUAGGUAGCAGAACUCUCUUGAGCUCAAAAGAAACUGAGAACACUAUGUCAGACCUGAACCUGAAUAAAGAAGAGCUUAGUUUUAGCUUCAGCACUAACAAAGCCCCCUGUAUCCUCCUGUAUAUCAGUUCUUACUCCCAGGACUACAUGGCAGUGCUGGUGAAUCCCUCUGGAAACUUACAGAUUCGAUUCAACCUUGGAGGUGCUAAAGAGCCAUAUACUAUUAAUGUGGAUCACAGGAAUGUGUCAAAUGGACAACCGCACAGUGUUAAUAUUACACGGCAAGGAAAGUUUAUAAUUCUCCAGGUGGAUCACUACCCCCCAGUAACCUACACCCUGCCAGGAUCAUCGAGUCUUCAGUUCCACUCACUGAAGUCACUCUUUCUAGGAAAGGUAAUAGAACUUGGAAAGAUUGAUCAAGAGAUUCGCAAAUACAAUACACCAGGAUUCUCAGGCUGCCUGUCUCGAGUACUGUUCAAUCAGAUUGCCCCGCUCAAAGCAGCCUUGAGACCAACCAAUGUCUCCUCUCGCAUCUACACAGAAGGAGAACUUAUAGAAUCCAACUGUGGAGCAAAUCCUCAAACCAUCCAACCAAUGUCUUCUGCAACAGACCCAUGGCAUUCCAAUUCAGGUGCCGAUCUUCCUUACAAUGGUCAAGUGAUAGGAGGUGGUGUUAACAGGAAUUCAGCAAUUAUUGGAGGUGUCAUUGCUGUUGUGAUCUUCACUGUCCUCUGCACCCUGGUGUUCCUCAUUCGCUACAUGUUCCGCCACAAGGGAACCUACCACACCAAUGAAGCCAAGGGGGCAGAAUCUGCUGAGAGUGCUGAUGCAGCCAUUAUGAACAAUGACCCCAAUUUUACUGAAACCAUUGAUGAGAGCAAAAAAGAAUGGCUUAUCUAAAAUUGAUGGUGGGGGGGAAGCAGAUUCUUUCGGAGUAGGGAUUAGGGAAGACUUUUACAGCAAGAAGAGAGAUCUCUUACAGACUCUUGAACACACCUAGUUUUUAAAAAAGGAGAUCAGCACAACUGGAGGAACAAGGGACAAGCAAACACUGAGAUUGGAAGUGGAACAGCAUUUCAAAAAAGUACUUUUUAAUAUUGAUUUGCCGUGGAUUUGCCCUUCUUGUGUCCAUCUAAACCAAGAUCAUAUUUUAAGAGGUUCACCCUUGUGAGUAACCACCUGUCUUCUAUGUCCAUGGCUAGAGGUGUUCAAAAACACCUAUGAUAACAGGGGCCACUUUUUUUAUUUUAUUUUUAGAAGCUCUUUAGAAUGUAAAUACUUGUCUCCUGAGAACAGCCAACCAAUCCUAAAUCCUGAGACCAUUCUUUUCAAGUGUUCUUGCAUACAUAAUUUCUUAGAAAGGAUGUUGUAAUAGCUGGGAUGCGUUCACGUGAUCUUUCAGCGAUUCUUAUUUUAAUGCAUGGUUUAAAAGUUUCAGCUUUGGUGAAUCUACACUAUAAUGGUUUAACAGUCAUCAUUUCUCCCCAGGGAAUCCUGGGAACUAUGGGGGAGGCUAGGAAUUUCAAGAAGUCCCAUCUGAUGUUACUUUGCAUGGGAGCUGCUGGGAGCUCAAUCAUAUCAGGCAUUUGAGGGACCUAUAUCACUAUUUCUUCCCUCAGCAGAUUGCUCCAGUUCCUGGGAGGGGAAAUUCUGACAUCUUAAGGUAUAGGUUCCUCUCGUGUGACUUUGAACUUUGUUACUAAAUGGUACAGAAAAAGGCCAUGCUGCGAUGGCUCCCACAGUGCUAAAGGCAAUGUUUAGCCCUAACAGAUAAUUCUCAGCAGCCUCACAAAAGUACAAUUCCCAAGAUCCUUUGGGGGAAGCCAUGACCAUUUUAAAAGUUUAAAACUGAUAUACAUAUAUACUGUAGUGUAGAUCUGCCCUCAGAGAGCAAGAAACUUGGACUGUCAGAAGCACUUGAGGGAACCCCAUAUUUGCCUGUUUUCAAUAGUCCAUCAAUCUGUGCCUGCACCUUGAAAUCAAUGUCUGCUGAGGGUACACGAUUGUGUAAAGUGCUUAUCAGUAAUGUAAACAAAAUUAAUAUUACCCAUAUUAUCAUCCUUGUAAUUGAGAGAGGAGUAUCAAAGCACAGGAAGCCUUAUUUAAUUUCUUGCUCAAAUCUGAAGGAUUACAUUUAACUCUGUGAUGAGCCUGCUGAUCUGAAGUCAUCCUGCCACAUUUGUUCUGUCUGUGACAUAUUGGCAUAUGUUGUACAUAUGUAGACAUAAGCAUUGUAGUAGGGACUUAGAGCCAGAUUUUACAAGUUUGUUUGCUUCUCUUUCUUAUAUAUAGGCUGCUGCAGAAAUAUUGCUAGUUUCCUCCAACACAUUUGAUCUGGGAGUGUUCCUGUACAACAUGGCAUAUUAUUUAACUCUUUUCCCUUUUAAAUUUCCCAGUGGAACACUCUUGUGAUGGAUAUUUGUGAAGCAGUUUUCUCUCAGGCUAAAAAGCAGAAAUUAAGAUAUUGAAUAGCUGCACAGCCCUGGUGCAUGGUUUUUCUUUAAAGCAGAGAUUCACCAGUCUAUCAUUAUCUCUGUUCAGGAAAUUUGAGAGCAGAUAAGGCAAUAACCAGUGCGUCAGGGAUAAGGGUCAUACAGCAGAAAUUAACACAUCUCCAAAGUGGAGAAAGCUGGAGCCAAUUAAUACACCUUACAUUUAUCUAUGCGCUACAAAGCCACAGUUGUGUGAAAGUGCUGUCAUAGGUCAAAUUUCAUGGCUUGAGGUUUCUUAUGGUGUGAAUGGAGUCCCCACCAGUGGAGUUGUACUUAUCAAAUUAUAACAGAGGCCACUUCUGCACUACAAAUUUUAAUCUGUUUCAGUUUGGUUUAACCAACAGAACUUUUCCAAGAAUCUCAGCAACUGUAGUUCUAUCUCACUCAACUAUAGCUCCCUGGAUUUCUUGGUUGAGUUCUAUGGCAGUUAAACAGGAAAGAAUUUGGCGUAGGUUUAUAUAACGUACGAUCCCCACAUCCUUUGACAGCAACAACCAGUUGCCCAUCCAAUGAUUUUCUUUAGUGGCAGGUGAUUAAAAAAAAAAAGAAUUUCCAUUGUGAUUAAGAAGAUUCUCCACUGACAAAGCCUUAUGGAAAAUUGUACAGUGCACCCUAAUGAAGAUAUGAUUGUAUGGCCUCUUAUGUAUUUUCCAAAAUGAACUACUUCUUGUGAAAA
Molecule: messenger RNA, 6213 nt
Organism: Rhineura floridana
Lineage: Eukaryota; Metazoa; Chordata; Lepidosauria; Squamata; Rhineuridae
Gene: CNTNAP2
Product: contactin associated protein 2
Exons: 24
Coding region: 1-3945 (1314 amino acids)
Source: RefSeq, a predicted model, not a curated record